Messenger RNA from Colletotrichum navitas, 4890 nucleotides. RefSeq lists its product as uncharacterized. NCBI's taxonomy places the organism in Eukaryota, Fungi, Ascomycota, Sordariomycetes, Glomerellales, Glomerellaceae. Gene Ontology annotation, molecular function: transcription factor binding. Gene Ontology annotation, cellular component: nucleus. The transcript is spliced from 5 exons. The coding region runs from base 1 to 4890 and encodes 1629 amino acids. The record is from RefSeq and is a predicted model, not a curated record. Gene Ontology annotation, biological process: positive regulation of transcription by RNA polymerase II.
AUGGCCACAUCCGCAAGAAACCGGACGGCUACCAUCAGCUCCGGAAAGUCGUCGCAAAGGGGUCGGAGUAAUGAAAUGCAAGACUUCACGAUGUCGCAGCCCAACAUUAUGCGCUACUUCGAGCCUUGCGCCGCCACGGCGUCCAUGUUCCUCUACGCGCAGGGCUCAUCUAUCGUCUGCUGCCACCACGACACUCUCACAAUCGAGAGGAGAUUUUCGAGGCACUCGGAUGAGGUUCAGCUGCUCGCAGUCGACACCCAGAGCGAGAUUGGAGCGGGAAGGUUGGUAGUCAGUUACGAUGCCGGGCAGACAGCAAUUGUCUGGGAUAUCAUGACGGGCGACGAAGUGGCUCGCUUUGCUUCAUACGAGCAUCUGACGACUGCCUCUUGGAUGCGCAACGGCAACGUCGCGUUCGGCAACACUCAGGGCAACAUUAUUCUAUUCGAGCCCACCACAUCAGAACAUAUCUCCUCAAGAACGAUUGACCAGAUCGCAGUGACAGCACUUGCACCGGCCGCAGACUGUCGGACGUUUGCAAUAGGUUACCAAAACGGCUCUCUGCUGGUCGCAACUUUGCAACCGCGAUUUACUAUUCUACACAACCUAGGUACCUCUAGAGCGCCUUCGCCAAUAGUCACGCUGAACUGGCAUGCCUCUUCGUCUCGGCAGAAGUCGGACAUGUUGGCGUCCCAGACGCACGAUGGUGAUCUACGAGUCUGGAGCGUCUCCAAGUCAUACAGCAGUGACGACCCCGCCAAGGUCGUGAGAAUCCUCAAGCGCACCGACAACUACCAAAGCGGACCCAACUGGAUGGGCUGGUCGAAGAACGGCCGAAUCAUCCAGUAUUCCGACUCGGAAACACUGUCGUGGGAUGUUCGUACCAAGCAUGUUACUUGGGACAGUAUCCCAACGCUCGAGCAUGUCAGAGGCCUUGCCGUGUACGGGCCCGGAGCCAGCCUCUUCACACUCGGAGCCAACAACACGGUUCAGCAGUUUGACCUCAACACGCCGUCGAUCAUUGUGGCCAACGUCCAGCAUCCCGCUAACCUGUUGCCGCCAUCGCCGCCGGUCUCCAUCGAGGAACAACAAGGCCAGAAGACCUCGACAACAAUCGCCACCGAUUCUGAUGCUACCUCUGGCACGAUUGAAUUGGGAAUCUCCGAGAGCGACGAAGAUCACCUGUCUCCGUUCGAUCGCAUUGUCGGUCGGAGUGACACGGGCACCCCCAAGGCGCCCGACCCCUAUGAUGCUGACACUGCAAGCGCGGCCUCUAGCCGCAGCGGGCUCUCUGCCAUCUCAAAGUCCUCCGGAGGGUCUCGGACACCCGGUCGCUACCCUUCGUCGGCUAUAUCACGAGGCAUGACCGAAAAUACAUACAUCUCGGCCGGUUCGUCCUUGAGGUCAUCUGCUGCACCGUACCAGGAAAGAGACAUGUAUUCCAUGAGCGGAACGUCGAUGUUGACCGGCACAUCAAUGUCUUCGUACCGUUCUCGUCGCUCGAAGCCCUCCCGCCUGCGAAAUGAGGUUAUUCCAAGCCCGGUUGACAGCAAGGUCCAUGACCUCUUCAAGUAUACAAGAAGCCGACUUAGUGAUAUUCCUUACAAGCACCCAGUCGCUACUGACAAUAGCCGUCUGACGAACGAUGAUCUUCGCAAGCAAAUGCUGAACACCAUCUUCGGAUGGAACAAGGGGAUUGAGGAUUUGGUCCGGGAGGAAUUGAGCAGACACAACGCCGGUUCACCGGGCCGUAUCCUGCUGAUGAGGUGGCUUGGAGAUAUUGAUGCUGAUGUUAUGGCAGCGAGCUCAGCCUCCAUGACUUCUUCCGACUGGAUGUUGCUAGCCCUCAGCGGUAUUGGAGGUCAAGCCUCGCAACACAAGCUGGGACGCGCUUAUGUCCAGAGACUGUUGGAGCAUGGCGAUCUUCACGCUGCGGUCACUAUUCUGAUUGGAAUGGGCGACUACAAUGACGCCAUCGAGAUCUACAUCUCGCACAAGAAGUACAUGGAAGCUCUCAUUCUGACUUGCCUUUUCUACCCUGCUGUUUGGGAGCGGCAGUCAGCCAUAAUCAAGAAAUGGGGAGAGUGGGCUGUCAUGCACGGGCAACAGCAGCUUGCAGUCCGAUGCUUCGCUUGUACUGGGGCCGAGUCCGAUGAGCCCUGGACGUCUCCUUCCGCCGCCCAAAUUACCUUCCAGAGCAUCAACCAGAACCUCACUGAGAGCAUCCCCGAAGUUCUAUCGCCGCCGUUGUCGCCCCCUGGUAUCAACCUCGGGCCUCAGAGGAGCAUAGCCAAGACGUCCGCCCUGAAGCUCAUUACGUCUUUCGGCGAGCAAACCGGAAAAUCGAAAUUCUUUUCUCAAGGAGAUGGAGGGCAGACACCCAUUGCCGCCGGUCCGACCCCUAUUGCGGACUCUGCUGUUUCUCCCGGUGGCUUCGACUUGACCACCGCUUUCAUUCGCCCAUCGAACCGCAGUCAGUUCAACACGCCGAACUCAGCGAGAUCUGGAGCAUCUGGUUUCGGUCGCAAGCGUCUCCCUUCCAUCGGCGAGAUCCCUGGAGACUUGUCCCGUGACCAGCUUCAGGCCGAAGGCGAAGAGUCCAGGCGCGUCAUGCAAAUGCGCAUGUCUUCUGCCGAGCAGGAUAACCUCGCGGCCGGCCUGAACCUGCAGAGGGCCGCUACCGCAAGCCCCAUGAUGAUGCGUGACCAAUACAAGAAGAUCACGGUGCGGACAAGGGAGGCUCCUCCGCCGUCUCCUGACGCCAGGAUGCUUGUGAAAAUGGAGGGCAACAUGGCUCAACGCAACGGUUCUCGGGAUCGCAAGCCAAAGGGCCUCCAUCUCGAACUCGCGGGUCUUAAUAGCAUGGCGAAUGAGGUUACCUCACCCGAACAGUCUGUUUCAUCCUCGACUCGCUUCCAUUGGCCCUCUCGACGUCGCGGUCCGGGAUCCGUCGCAAGCUCGGCCACAUCUCAGUCCACCACGGGCAAAAGUCUCCGCAAUAACACCAACGGCGGGCGACAGGACUACAUCCACAGCCUCGACACUGCCCAGCGUCUUCAGCAACGCAAACAGAGAAGCCGACACGCAAGCCGCGAGGGUAAACGGGACGGCUCUCGUGGCCGUGAUCGCGAUCACAGCCGCACUCGUAAGACGACUUCCCGUGAGGCUUCAUCGGAACGUGGCCGCGCCUCAAGCCGCAACUGGCCCAAGCCCAAGCGCUCGCCGACCUCUCCAAUCCCCAUGUCACCCGAGGACCUUAUCAACUUGAGCACUCCCAAGAUGCCCGAGGUUGUGGACCCUGCCACAGUGAGAAAGUCGAGCAAGAGCAGAAAGGGUACCAGUCGUACGUCCAGCCGAGGCAGCCAGGGUCGCGCCAAAAGCCCUGAGACUAGAAACCGCCCUCCUGCCCUCGAGCUCCGCGGCCGAAGCGCGGACCGUGGCGGCGGCUCCCAUGCCCGGUCGCCCUCGUCGCCGCUUCCACUCUCAGCCAACCUGGUUCAUUACCAAGGAUCCGAAGAUGAGGAAGAUUACGUCAAGGCCGUCAUCGCACAAGAGAAUUUUAGGAACAGGCACAACAGGAGCACUAGUCAGCACGGAUCCCGCAAAGCCCUUUCCCCCGAGCUCACUAGAGAAUUUCCCCGACGAGACCGAUCCGAGAGUCGCCGCCGUCAAACCGGUGAGGUCCCGGACCAGUCCCGCGAUGUUGCGCCUACCCAAUCAAAGUCGCGUGCCGCCUCUACCGAGCACGCCGGAGACCUCAAAGCCAUGAAGGAUGAUAGACAACGCAAGAAGGAAGAAGCCGCGCGCGAGCUCGAGGAGCGCCGAAAGUCGCUUGCCCAGCGUCCGUCUGCACCCCCGAUCCCCCAUCCCAGUCAGAUCCGCAUCGGCAUCGAACCGUCGUCCAGCGCCGUCGAGCUUCCCCCUCGCAGUCACACCGCGGACUCGACGCCGAGGAGCAUGUACGCUCGCAGCAAUUCCAACGUCCAUAUCGGGCUUCCUGCGACCCCAAAGGCCAUGCGCCUCAUCAUUGAGUCCGAAAAGGACAGGAACAACGUCCCGGUGCCCCCGAUCCCAGCGACCUUUGCGCAGCGUCACUCCCCAGCAACCUCUCCUCAGCAUCAGUCUCCCAACAAUAGUGACAAGGAGGCCGAGUCUUUUACUCUGCUCCCGCAGACGACCUACCAGCUGCCAUCUUCGGUCUACCAGCCUCCGGCUCGUGGCAUGAUCCCCCGCAGCAUGUCCGCCCCACCGAUUCCUCCUGACGCCCCAUCCCCGAGAGGACCAAGCUCUCACAGCAAGGGGUUGUCCCGUGGUCCUUCAAUGAGAAGGGGCAACUUGCAGGAGAUUCGCACCGUCGACGACAUGAUCCGCGCCAGGCGCGAGUCUCGGGAGAGCAACAAUCACGGACCUCUCCCGCCGCCGCCUCCCCCCCCGCCAAUGCUGAAGGAGCUGCAGCACCUCGCCAUGCCCCCUCCCCCACCACCGGCACCUCUUCCGUAUGCCGCUCAAAAUAGCGCCGGCGGCCUUGGAUCCGGCAUGAUCGAGAUCAUAAUGGACGACGACGAGCCAGCUCCGGCGACCAUGGCCGCACCCAUGGACACUACCGUUCCGGUCCUCCCGCCGCCGGCCCCUCCGGUGUCAAAGGGCCACAGCCGCGGCCGCAGCUUCACUGAGCGUGACAACAGUAUUGCCGGCCGCAUCUCCAAGGCUACCGACCGCUUCCGGUCCGGCAGCCGUUCCCGUAAGGAACCCUCCAGCCGUCCUCGCGGACAAGAUGACUACGAAUACGCGCCUUACGAAAGCGUGCCGAACUACGGUCGCGAAGGUGUGCGGUCUCCCGUCAUGGCGCAGAAGGGCCUGUCUACCGGGCUGCACCAGAGCGAGAUGAUCUGA